Messenger RNA from Camellia sinensis, 2349 nucleotides. RefSeq names its product CDPK adapter, putative (DUF1423). NCBI's taxonomy places the organism in Eukaryota, Viridiplantae, Streptophyta, Magnoliopsida, Ericales, Theaceae. The record is from RefSeq and is a predicted model, not a curated record.
AUUUUCUCUUCCCCACUCUUCGAUCUUCAUGUGUUGUACCCUGUAUUGAUUCGUUGUUGAUUGAUUCAUUGUUGUUUGAUGCUGAAUCUUGCAUUCUCAAUCACUCUGUGUUUUCAUUCUCAUUCCAUACACAAAAACAUUGAAAUUUUUUGAAGGGUCAAUAUGGGUUUUCCUGAAUUUGAUUCUCACUGAUUUGAUCAACAAACUUUUGGGUUUCUGGGUUUUGUACUCUCUCUCUCUCUCUCUCUCUCUCUCUCUGUGCAUUUGGUUUGAGACUGUGAUCUUGGAAGAGAGAGGGAGAGAGAGAGAGAGAGAGAGAGUAGCAGAGGGCAUGAUUGUCUUUUCGCUGUAGACUGAUUUUCUCCCAAGUUUGAGUCCAAGCCCUAAUUUUAUUUUUCCUCUCUAAGCCUGGUCAACAAAGAAACAGUUUCUCAGCUAAUGAUAUCCAAAUGACCAUGGAUACAGUUCAGCGGCCCUAAUUACUUGUCAGCACAGGAAAGGAAUCUAUGGAGAUUGACAAUCCUAUUGAAAGUAACGGAAGCACCGCUGGAGUAAAGGAAAAUGGGCUUCGUCUUUAUCCGGUGUCUGCAACUGAUUCAGGUGAAGGUUUGCCAUAUGCUCCUGAAGAUUGGCCAAAUCCUGGUGAUGUGUGGAGUUGGAAGGUGGGGAAGAGGGUCGCACAUUCUGGCUGCUUUUUGGAUAGAUACUUGUAUCUUCCCAAGCGUCUUCAAGAGCCCAUGCGUAAGAGAGGUGGUUUUGCGAGUAAGCUUUCAGUUGAACAUUUCGUCCGGGCAUCAUUCCCUGGUGCUGAUGUUGAUGCAUUUUUUGCCUCAUUCAGUUGGAAGAUUCCUGCAAAAAAGUUACAUGUGAACAAAGGCAGUGAAGAGGAGCUUAAUGCUGUCAUUACGCUUCUUCCUGAAGAGAUAUCUGAACAGUUGGGGUCUGAUUCUCAGUUUGGGGCUGUGGGUUGUAAGGCUGGUAACAAAAUAUGCAACAGUUUAGUAGAAACAAGAGAUUCUGCCUUGGAACCCAUGGCUUGCGAUAUUUGCUGCAGCGAACCCAGUUUCUGUCGAGAUUGUUGUUGUAUUCUUUGUUGUAAGACUAUUAAUUCGUCCUAUGGAGGCUACAGUUUCAUUAAAUGUGAAGCUAUGGUAGGUUACAACAUUAUUUGUGGCCAUGUCGCUCACAUAGACUGUGCUCUUCGAUCAUACAUGGCUGGGACAGUUGGAGGUAGCAUUGGUCUUGAUGCUGAGUACUAUUGUCGGCGCUGUGAUAUGAGGACAGAUCUUGUUCCACAUGUUACAAAAAUUUUUCGUACCUGUGAAUCUAUUGAUUCUCGAGAUGACAUUGAGAAGAUUCUAAAUGUUGGCAGUUGUGUUUUGCGUGGCUCACAGAAAACUAGUGCAAAGAGUUUGUUGCUUCGUAUUGAAAUGGCCAUGGCAAAGCUUAAGAGUGGGACUUACCUUGAAAAUAUUUGGAAAACAGAAGACAUAUCGGCAGUUACGGCAGGAGGGCUGUCUGAUCGUGGGCAUAAUGCGCUGGAAGUCACAAAUCGCAGGGAAUCUCUAGAAUUUGGAAUAGGCUCACCUCAAAUUUUAUCUACAAACUUUGACCCCCGGAUCGAAUCUCUAAAACUCGAGGAUGAGAUUGAUCGGGUUCUUCAUUCUCUGAGAAAGGCACAAGAGUCUGAAUAUAAAAUUGCAGAGGAAAGGCUUUGUGCUCAAAAGAACUAUAUUCUAAACCUGUAUCAACAGCUCGACAAAGAGAGGUUCGAACAUUCAACGCACUCAUCAUCAAAUGACCCAGAUGCCUUGCUUGAGGCUACCCGUAACAGGGAGGAUCGGAUAAAAUGGGAAAUUAUAAAAUUGAGGGAAAUGGAAGAAGUGGGCAAGGGGUUUGGAAAGACUUCCAAAAAUAUAUUAAAGGAACAUUUUGGAUUACAAACCGAACAUUGACGUCAUUUUCAGGCGUUUACUGGGUUGUAUGCAACAACUGUUGUGUCAAAUUUUGUUGUUGAGUUCUUAUUCCUUGAAGUAUUCGCAUGUAAUUUCACACAAUCAGCCUUGGGCAGUGGUCCAAGAUUGCCAUAUAUAUAGGACUAUCAUGUGGUUUGCUUGUGCGCAGGGUUCAAACAGUGGUUUCAACCUCCAAGUCAGAAGGCAGCUCUAUUUCAAGUGCAUGGUCCUCUACUAAUCGUUCACUGUCUGGUAAUUCCAACUUGUUGCCUUUACUUGUUAUUUGUUGUAGCCUGCCUGCUGAGUCAGGAAUGUUGGGCUGGAAUAGUAUUUUCACAGAGAAUUUUUUCCAAAAUUUGUAGACUUAUGUUAGAAUGUACCAUCUCUGUAUACA